UCAUGGCCACUAAGUAUAGACAAGCAUUACGAAGUUCUUGGACAAAUAAUUGUUUUGAACAACUAAAUUGCAAUUGCAGAAGCAAUAACUAUCAGCUGAACCAAUCACGUCAAUUAAAAUGCCUUUUUUCAUUCAUACAUUGGAACAUGGGAAGAUUUUCGAUAGUGGAGUUCGAAGAUGGAAUCCAACUUAUUCCCACGUCUUGGAUAUUUAGCGAUAAUAAAAAAUGUUAUUGGCCAUAUUACAAAAAACAAGAAAAAAUAAAUCAAGCUAUUUUUAAUGAAGAAUAUCCGGACAAUGACAAAUGGUCAUCAUAUGAUAUAUUACGAAUUUUUGGUACAGCAGAUACAUAUACAAACGGCAUGCGAAAACUGAAAUUGGCUGAACAAAUUUCUGAUAUUGAGUCUAGGAAAGAUGAUAUUGACAAAAAAAUGUGUAGACGUAAUCGGGCAAACAGAAGAUUCACUUCUAGUUCUGAGGAGGAAGAUUUUGAAAAUGAAGCAACUGAAGAGGAAGAUUCUGAAGAGAAAUCACGUACAACUCAAGAAAUCUGUAAAAAAAAACCCAGUAAAAUUCCGCCUUUGCCCACAUUAUCAAUUGUAAAACAGACACAGACGCUACCAGAAAAGAAAAAAAAGAUAUUUCACAAUCAAACAAGCAAUACUGAUAUUAAUUCAUCAUUAUAUAAUUUUAAUAAAUAUAGUACGAAGGAAUCUUCCAGUAGCGUGCAAUCUGAUAUUUCAUGUACGGGAAAACAAUCUACAUCAUCAUGUAAAAGGCAAUCUAUAUCAUCAAGCGAACAAAUUAUUGAAUAG
Messenger RNA from Camponotus floridanus (Florida carpenter ant), 815 nucleotides. RefSeq lists its product as uncharacterized. Bases 3 to 815 code for a protein of 270 amino acids. The record is from RefSeq and is a predicted model, not a curated record. Lineage: Eukaryota; Metazoa; Arthropoda; Insecta; Hymenoptera; Formicidae. The transcript has 4 exons.